Molecule: messenger RNA, 2484 nt
Organism: Emiliania huxleyi CCMP1516
Lineage: Eukaryota; Haptophyta; Isochrysidales; Noelaerhabdaceae
Exons: 19
Coding region: 1-2283 (760 amino acids)
Molecular function (GO): ATP binding; ATP hydrolysis activity
Source: RefSeq, a predicted model, not a curated record
AUGCUUUGUGUAUGGCAGAUGCGAUGGCACCCGCGGGUGACCGCGGUCGACAUCCCCGAGCGGCCGCCGCUGAGCGAGGAGGAGCUCGCCGCGGUCCGCGCGUCCAUCGAGGAGCGGGAGCGCAUCUCGGCGGCCUACGAGGCUGGCGAGGCGGCGACGAGGGCGGCGGCGGCCGAAGCUGAGGCGGCGCGCGCCGUGGUCGCCACCAAGGGCGCCGGCUGGAAGGCGGAGGCGGCGGAGGCGGCGACCGCGGCGCUGCUCGACGAGCUGCUUGCGGCGGCGGGAGGGUCGCUUCUGGUGCGCGAGGAGCCGCCGCCAUGGGCCCGCGCUGACGCACCACACGGCUACCUCUCGGCGCUGCUGCCCUGCGGCUUCGAGCCGUACGGCGUGCCCGCGCUGCCAAAGCUCAUCAAGCUGCUCGCCGACAAGGACAAGAAGGUGGCUGAUGCGGCGACGGUCGCCGCCGAGGCGACGAUCGUUGGGCAGGCGACGAUCGAGGGCCCGUUCAGACACCUCGUUGCGCGGCUCCUGGCGAUGCUCGAGGGCCUCUCCACCCUCUCCGUCAAGGCGGUCGUCGGCGCGCUGUACGAGGGCGCCUACCCCUCGCUCACCCUACAGCCACAGGACCGAACCCACACUGGAUUCGGGACUCGGGAGGGUAUGGUCCAGACGGCCGCAGAGGAGGCGCUGCCCGUGCUCUGCUCGUGCGUGCAGAACGCCGAGGUCGCGUCGACGCUGCGCGACUUCAUCAUCGACGCGCUCAAGAAGCCGGACAAGACAUUCGAGUGCGUGGAGGAGGUGCUGAUGACCACCUUCUGCAACCCGAUGGACGGCACGUCUCUCGCCUUUAUGAUGCCGAUCAUCAUCCGCGGGAUCAAGGACGCAAACUACGAGCUCGUCAAAAAGUCGACCGUCUGCGCGUCCAACUUGUGCGCCCUCAUCAAGGAUUCGUCCGACAUCGCGCCGUUUGUGCCGCUGCUGCUGCCGCUCCUCGAGAAGAACGUCGAGCACUCGUCGCCGAACAUCCGCGAGGCGACGCAGACGGCGCGCGAGCGGCUGCUCGAAGGUGAUCUCGGGCAAUCUCGGCCAAUCUCAGGCCGCUCGCCGAUGAACAUCGUCACCGACUUGGAGCAGAGGUCCCAGCCGACGAUCGCCGCGGCCGCCGCGAGCGACUUUGUGAAAAAGUACGAGGUGAUGGCGGUGACGAUGCCGGCGGUCUGCACCGACGUCACCCACUACGACAACGGCGGCCAGCUCGGCAAGCCGUGCCGCUUCGUCUACUACCCGAUGACCUUCUCCGAGUUUCAGAAGCUCAAGCCCGAGAUCGCCGCCGGCCUCCCGCGCAUCGACAGCGGCCCGCCGAAGUCGGCCUCGCAGCCGGCGUCGGAGUGCUCCUUCAAGUACCCCGAGACGGACCGGUACAUCCUGAAGGAGGUCGACGCCACCGUCACGCUCGGCUCGCGCGCCGUGAUCGUCGGCGGCAACGGCUCAGGCCUCUCGACCCUCCUCGUGGUCGGGACAUGCAAGUCGACCUUCCUCAAGCUUCUCAUCGGCGACCUCGAGCCCGAGGAGGGGCAGGGGGAGAUGUGGAAGCACCACGCGCUGCGCCUCUCGUAUGUCGCGCAGCAGUCGCUCCACCACCUCGAGGACCACGCGCGCUUCCGGCAGGGCCUCGACGCGGAGGUGGCCAAGCUCAAGUCGAUCGCUCUCACCGACGACGAGAAGGCGGAGAUGGAGAAGGGCUCGGCCAUCUCCGCCAUCGUCGGCCGCACGACCUGCAACAAGCCGUGGUACGAGUUCCAGCAGCGCGGCAAGAUGAAGGCCGAGACGCAGUCGCUCCCGUUCGCCGAGAUCCAGCUGCGCUUCCCGCCGUACGUGCAGAAGCUCAUCAAGAACUACGACCAAAAGGCGCAGGCAAUCGAGUCCGGGAUGGCCAUCCGACCGAUCACCGAGGCCGAGGUGCUCAAGCACCUCGGCGACUUCGGCAUCGACCAGCAGCUGGCGUUCGGCAAGAUCCGCCAAAUGUCGGGCGGGCAGCGGCAGCGGCUCGUCAUCUGCGCGGCGUUCUGGUCAAAGCCGCACGUCAUCGCGCUCGACGAGCCGACCAACUACCUCGACAACGACUCCGUCGCCGCGCUCACCAAGGCGCUCAAGGACUUCAAGGGCGCCGUCGUCACCGUCUCGGAGAACGAGGCGUUCGUCAACGAGAUCUCGAACGAAAAGUGGGUCGUCGAAGAGGCUGCGGUCACGCUCGUGCAGCUGCGCGACGCGAAGGCACGCUGAAGUGCGCUGUGGACGCUCUCUCUCCUGCGGGCUGGCGGCUGCCACGCCGCUCACCUGCUCCACCUGCCCAGGAGCCCGCCCCGCCCCCGGCUCCCGUGUCUCAGCGAGCCAGCAGCAGCGACACACUUCUUCCCGGGAGAGUACACCGCUCGAUAUUAUGUAAAGCGGGGGGGGAAAUCUCGUAACUUCCUUACUGGAGAG